Molecule: messenger RNA, 864 nt
Organism: Dovyalis caffra
Lineage: Eukaryota; Viridiplantae; Streptophyta; Magnoliopsida; Malpighiales; Salicaceae
Source: the annotation of a GenBank genome assembly
AUGAGGAAAUUGGGGAUCAGAAAUUUGAAAAGAGAACAUGGAGGGUAUCUAUGCACUGCAUUAGAGAAGAUGACUCACCUGCGGUCACUAAUUGUUAGUUCGAUCGAUCCCAGGAAUGAAAUUCUUGAUGUGCAAUCAAUAUCUUCUCCUCCUCUUCAGCUGCCAAGUCUCAGGCUUAGGGGUCAAUUAGAAAUGGUACCGGAUUGGAUUUCCAAACUGCACAAUUUGGCUAAACUGAGAUUAAGUUUUUCAAAUUUGACGGAUGGUUCGUUUAAAAUCCUUCAAACUCUGCCCAACUUAAAAUAUCUUGGACUCAUAGGUGCAUACAACGGAGAGAAGAUACAUUUUGAAGGAGGAGGGUAUCAGAAACUCAAGUUUCUGUAUCUUGCAGGCUUGAGUCAUUUGAGUACAAUGUUAAUAGAUGAAGGAGCAUUGCCAGUUCUUGAAGGCCUAGCAAUGGGACCCUGCCCACAACUGAAGAAGGUGCCUUCUGGAUUUCAACACUUGAAAUAUCUCAAAGAGUUAUCGUUUGCAGGGAUGACAAAAGAGUUCACUCAAAGAUUGUCACAGCAAGACCAUGAGAUAGUCCGGCAUGUGCCAAUUCUCCGAUAUGAUGGUAUUUAUGAUCCCAGCGAUGAAAGAUCUUAUGCAGCAUGGCAAUACCAAGUCAGGCCGGCUGCGACAGUUGGUGUGAAGAUAUGGUCAGCAUCAGCUGGAAGGAACUCAGUAGAAUUGUCUGUUAAUGUUUCUGGGACUUGGAACUUCGUCCUCGACAUAGUCCCCGACGACAGUAUGCUCCACAAAAUGGUCUGUGAAAACAAAAAUAACAAGAUAUCUCAACAUGGAUUUAUAGGUGUGCCGUAA